This is a messenger RNA of Ricinus communis (castor bean), 581 nucleotides long. RefSeq names its product putative SERF-like protein. Lineage: Eukaryota; Viridiplantae; Streptophyta; Magnoliopsida; Malpighiales; Euphorbiaceae. The transcript is spliced from 3 exons. The record is from RefSeq and is a predicted model, not a curated record. The coding region runs from base 148 to 357 and encodes 69 amino acids.
CAAACACGACCUUGAAAAAGUCUCAAACCUCUGGUCCUUUUUCUCUCUCCAUCUGCAAAUUUUUGACUUUAUUUGUCGUCUUUUUUUCCACCUUUAGCAACAAAUUACAAAUCUCUCUCUCCUCGAGCUUUUCUUCGACGUCAAAGAAUGACUCGCGGAAACCAAAGGGAACGUGAUCGUGAAAGAGCCCAGGCUCGCACCGGCGGCAAGGGCAGUAAAGGCAAAGACGAUGGAUUAACCCCUGAGCAGCGUCGGGAAAGGGACGCAAAAGCUUUGCAAGAGAAAACAGCGAAGAAGGCAGCUCAGGCUGCAGGAGGGGAAUCAUCAGGAGGUAAAGGAAAAAAUGAUAAGAAGUAAAACGAGAAGUUGGUUAUAUUGAUUGGCGGUGUCUUUUUAAUUUUGUUGUAAUGUACCCUUUUUUGUAAUUGUAAUUGUUGUGUUAAUUUUAGGGUUUAUUUGCUGCUAAUUACUGUUAAAUGAUUUAAGAUUAUUUGAUUUGUCUUGGCCGAAAUAUUGGUAAGGUUGGAGUUCAGAUAACAGUUGAUGUGUUAUUUAAUAAUCUAUACUGGUUUUUAUUUUGA